Molecule: messenger RNA, 732 nt
Organism: Penicillium paradoxum
Lineage: Eukaryota; Fungi; Ascomycota; Eurotiomycetes; Eurotiales; Aspergillaceae
Product: chitin deacetylase CDA4
Exons: 1
Coding region: 1-732 (243 amino acids)
Biological process (GO): carbohydrate metabolic process
Cellular component (GO): membrane
Molecular function (GO): hydrolase activity, acting on carbon-nitrogen (but not peptide) bonds
Source: RefSeq, a predicted model, not a curated record
AUGCUCCCUCUUCUCUUCGUCGCCCUCACAAUCCUUUUCUUCCCCCUCUACCUAAUUUACAAACCCCCCAAACGCCUAAUCCGCCACUUCCAACACCGCUGGCCCGAUGUCCUCUGGGAGAUCCCAACACAAAAGAACCUGAUAGCUCUAACAAUCGAUGACGCCCCAUCCCACCACACCCGCGAAAUCCUCUCUGUCCUCCAAGAAAACGAUGCUGCAGCAACUUUCUUCGUCAUCGGUUCCCAAAUCCGCGGCCACGAAGAGACCCUCGCGCAUAUUGUGCAAGGGGGUUGUGAGUUGGGAAAUCAUGCUAUGUACGAUGAGCCGUCGUGUAGGUUGAGUGACGCAGAGCUUAGUGGGCAGAUUGUUGCCGUUCAGGAGAGAAUCGAUUCUAUCUAUUCCGCCGCGGGGGUGUCUGGGCAGGAACCAACGAGGUACUUCCGUCCCGGAUCUGGGUUCUUCACUGCACACAUGCGCAAGGUCGUGCGGGAGUUAGGCUUCAGGAUUGUGCUUGGGGGUAUAUACCCACAUGAUCCGCAGAUUCCGUACUGGAGGGUCAAUGCCAGACAUGUUCUUAGCAUGCUCAGGCCUGGGGCUAUAAUUAUCUGUCAUGAUGGGGAGGGGAGGGGAUGGACAGUGCCCAUGUUGAGGAAGGUUUUGCCUGAGAUUACACGGAGAGGGUAUCGUGUUGUGACUGUUUCGGAGUUGUUGAGGGAGGGUGUGUCUAGCUAG